CGUCAUUCCUGUUACAGUUCCACUUUUGCUUUGCUCUCCUUUACGCAUUGCACUUCUCUGAACAGACAUGGCAGUAAAAUCGACUGCUAUAAAGUAUGAACCUGCUGGUACCAGGAGCACAAAAGGCCUGUUCCUGAUUUGCAUUCUGCUCAGCCUCUUCUGCUUUUCGAGUUCCCACCUCACCAAAGAGAAGCUGAAGCAGUUAAAGGAAGCGCUGGAGAAAAAUAAGGAAGCAUUUGAGAAAAUUAAGGCUUAUCAAGAGAAAAGAAUUGGUCUCUCUUCAGAGUUAAAAAAUUACAUCAAGUUAAUGGAUUUCAUGACGGAAGAGAUGAAGGAACACAAGGAAGAACUUCCUGAAGACUAUCCGUCACUGGAGCGAUUUGUGAAGAACGUGAAGGAUAUUGUUGAGGAGGGAAAUGUUAAUGAAAAGGAGGAAAAUGAUAAGUUUGCUAGAAAAGUGGAGAAGAUGAAAAACAGCAUCAAGAAAGCAGAGAUGUUAAUUAGUCAAUUGGAGGAGCGGCAGGCUGAGUUAUAACUCCAAGAUGUCGAUGAGGAUUUUCACACUCGUCUCUGAAGAUUUAGUUGUUUGUUUGGGGGGAGGGUUUCCCAGCUUCGACCUUCAUCACUAGAAAACUCUCUGAAAUGCAAUAAAAGUAAAGUUCAUGAAAAUAAUUGCCAACUGUUUUGAUUUUAAAUAUGUUUGCAAUGACUCUUCACAGUGAAGUGAUGCCUGUUAAAGAAUAAGAUAUUCAAAGAGAAAUUAAUAGUACAUUGUUUAUGGCAAGUCUUAAAACAUGUUUUGCUGUACGUUUCUCAGGUUUUAUUUUGUAUGCAAAAUUAACAACUACUUUUGGUUCCUUCUUGCUGCUAAUUAUGA
Molecule: messenger RNA, 877 nt
Organism: Poeciliopsis prolifica (blackstripe livebearer)
Lineage: Eukaryota; Metazoa; Chordata; Actinopteri; Cyprinodontiformes; Poeciliidae
Product: chromosome-associated kinesin KIF4-like
Exons: 4
Coding region: 68-535 (155 amino acids)
Source: RefSeq, a predicted model, not a curated record